UGGCUCCGAGCAUGCGCCACUGACUCGCAGGGGCGCGACAACGCCGAGACGCCGUGGAGACUGCGAUUGUUGUGCUCCGGACUCUCCGGUGUAAGCACCUGUGCGUAGAUCGUAUCCUUGCCUGUAUAUAAAUCUGAGGAAAGACCGGCCGCCGUUUUGUACUUAUAUCAAGAAAGGACGGCUUGAUUCGAGAUGGCGGAGGUCAAGCCUGAUCACAAGGUCGAGGAUGGGGCUAGCUACGCGAUGGGCAACAACGUCGAUCCGAAGAAUGUCCAGGAAUUGACGCAAUACGUGAGUUUGGUGCAAACCCUUCUGCAGAACAUGCAGGACAAGUUCCAGACUAUGUCUGACCAGAUUAUCAAUAGAAUAGAUGAAAUGGGAAACAGGAUAGAUGAUUUGGAGAAGAACAUAGGUGACCUUAUGACGCAAGCUGGAGUUGAGGGUGCUGAAAAAUGAGAGCCAUGAAAAACAUGUCAUCCGAUAAUCUCACCAUACAAAGUUAGAUUGAUUGAUGAAUCACCGAUUAUGCAAUUAUGCACCAAGUACAAUGACAUGAACUUUAACUUAUGAGUCUAUUUCUUGCAUGUUGUAUGUUAUACAUUCGAAUGUACAAACUUUUGUAAAUUAAUAAUACAUUUUAUGAAAAAAUCAA
Messenger RNA from Nasonia vitripennis (jewel wasp), 652 nucleotides. RefSeq names its product heat shock factor binding protein 1-like. NCBI's taxonomy places the organism in Eukaryota, Metazoa, Arthropoda, Insecta, Hymenoptera, Pteromalidae. Gene Ontology annotation, cellular component: cytosol; nucleus. Bases 193 to 456 code for a protein of 87 amino acids. Gene Ontology annotation, molecular function: transcription corepressor activity. Gene Ontology annotation, biological process: cellular heat acclimation. The record is from RefSeq and is a predicted model, not a curated record. The transcript has 4 exons.